AUGCAAGGACUGUGGGGCAGCAGCUGGAGGAAGUUUGGACCCGCCGGCAGGGGCACAUACGAGUGGUUAACUAGCGAACCAAGCCUCCCUCUCCAGGAAACCCAGCUGCAGGGCACGCAGAAGAUAAGUUCCGCCAAAGACGACGUGGAGCCCUUCCUGUGCAUCCUCCUUCCAGCCACCAUCGUGCUCUUCCUGGCCUUUCUGCUGCUCUUCCUGUACCGCCUCUGCAAGGCCCGGCGGCCCCAGGGCCAGGUGUUCAGCAUCGACCUCUCCGAGCACCCGCCGGGGGGAGAGGAGGCCGACUUCCUGCCAGGCUUACCCUGGGGUGGUGAGCAGGACUUCCCCUACUCUCCUCUGCCCAGGGAGGUGGCCCCCCACUCCGAGUGUUUGCCACCCUCCUACGAAGAGGCCACCCGGAAUCCCCCUGCAGCAGAGGCCCCGGGUGUCGGUCUCCGGUAUGAGGAGGGCUCACCUGGACUGAAUGUGCCAGUAUAA
This is a messenger RNA of Pteronotus mesoamericanus, 495 nucleotides long. RefSeq names its product small integral membrane protein 28 (gene SMIM28). The coding region runs from base 1 to 495 and encodes 164 amino acids. The transcript has 2 exons. NCBI's taxonomy places the organism in Eukaryota, Metazoa, Chordata, Mammalia, Chiroptera, Mormoopidae. The record is from RefSeq and is a predicted model, not a curated record.